Molecule: messenger RNA, 2999 nt
Organism: Leptopilina heterotoma
Lineage: Eukaryota; Metazoa; Arthropoda; Insecta; Hymenoptera; Figitidae
Exons: 2
Coding region: 1717-2733 (338 amino acids)
Source: RefSeq, a predicted model, not a curated record
GUGGGAGGUCGACUUUGUAUUUCAUAGUAAUUUCAACUCAGGGACUAGUCUUCGUCUCCAUAUAGUUCAGUUUUAAACUCCACAGUCUCUAUUACCAACAAAGAGAGGAUCUCUUUCUUUUUAUCUCCAAUUUUUCUCCUCUCUACUCGCGCGAACAAUUUUCUAUUCAUUCCGCUUUCGUUUAUUUAUCAUCGUGAUUCGUUUAUCAUUCAACGUGACCUGAGAAUCUCAAAUCCACGUGACAAGACACUCAAGAUCAGAAAAUAAUCAAUCGAAGUCUCUUUUUCCUCCACUGAAUUGUUCAUUCAAGUUUUUCGUCAAAAAUUUGUGGAAAAAUUGAAAAAUUGGAAAAUUUAUUUUGAAAAAGGAUAAUUGAAUGGAAAAUGAAAAAAAGAAGGAAUACAUUCAAGAAUAGAAGAUACAAGAAUGAAAAAUGUUAAUCAGUUUUUUAUGAUUUCAGUUAAGAGACAAAAGUUCCUGUGAUAAAAUUCAGUGAUCGGUGAAUUGGAGAACAAUUAUUUUAUAGGAAAGAUGAUUUCUCACGCACAGGAAUAAUGUGACUUUUGGAGCGGAUGAUUUGAAUCGUUAAUUUACUGGUUGGGACACUUUAAUUACAAGGAGGAAGAAGAAAAGAAGAAGAAGAAGAAAAAGGAUGGAAAAAAAGCGGUUCCAGUUAUUAAAUUUACCUUCAGUGACUCGUGGUUGACUCCGAGAGACAAUCUUUUAUUGCGCGAGUCGUGAGUAAAUUUUUUUGAUCCUGUCAUUGUUUUUUGUUUGACACAUUGCACAAGAGUUGAGCGCAUAUAGAAAGUCGACGUGCAGUGAAAUCCCAUUCUGUCGACGAGAAGAUUCAAUUAAGUAGCGAAACACGAGUACUUGUUUGAUGAUUAGCAUACAACGCUAAUACAAUUCCGAAGAUUACGAAAGUUUACACACGUAUUUUGAUAUUAUCUACGAGCUCCAUAAAGGCGAACAUAAAAUUACAUGAUGGCAACUAUGUAAUCGAAUUAUUAAAUCGAAAAACGAAAAGUAUAACAGAGAACACAUGUAAUUGGCGUAAUAGCUAAAACGCGGGUGGAUUAAAAUAAAAAAAAAUAUCGAAGGCGGAUCAACAAUAAAAAGGAAGAAGAAUUCAAUGAUUAGAAAAGUCAAUUAGGGAAUAAAAUUGAAAAAAAGAUUAUAAAAAUAAAGGAGGAAAACACAAAAUUUAUAGAUUGAGAAAUUUUGUUUUGUUUAAGGAGAAAAAUUUUUAAAAAAGAACGCAAAAGUGCAUAAAUAAAUAAGGAGUGAAUUUAUGAAACUGGAAUAAAUUUUUACACGUGAACCACCAAGGCUAAAAAUAAAGUGCAUAAUAUUUUACAUAAAUAUAAAGUGCAGAGAUUUGAAAAUUGUAAUAGAGGAUAAAGAGGAAAGGAAUUAAAAUUUUUCCAGAGAUGAAGAAUAUGUGCUUAAAAAAUACUAAAAACUUGUAGAAAAAGGACAAAGUGCUUUAUUUUUGAAUCGACAAGUGCUAAAAAAUACUGCAAAUUGCACGAAAACAUGAGUGGUUCACGGUCAAGUGCACUGAGGGCAGGAAACAUCGAUGGACAUCCGCUGAAGGGUUCUCUGGAGUGAUUUACAAAAUACAAUAUACACACGGGACUGAGGAGGAGUUACUUUCAAUUUAUUUUUUUCAAAAAAGAAAAUUAAAUAAAAAGGGAAAAUUCGUUUCUAAAGAUGGAGGAGGUUUAUAUUAUACGAAUAAAAACGAAACCAUUAAUUUCGUCUCUUUAUCCAUCGGAGAGGAAAUAUUCAGCGACGACGGUCGGUGGUUUGGCGAUGAUUCACUUGGGACUCGGCAUCCUUGCCCUUUUACUUGGAUCGCUUGCCGGUCUCAUUCAGGGGCCAAUUUUGGCCCUCGUUUGCCUGGUACCGUUCAUUUCCGGUCUACUAGCUUGGAAAAAAUGGUACAUUGACCGUAACAUUGGUCUCUUCUUCUACGGCAGUCUAAUAUCAUUGAUCGUUGCACUUCUCUGCGUGGCUGCAACAAUAUUUCACAUGGCAAUAAUUCUCGAGGGCAAUGAAACAUCCUCCUGGUCAAUGGAGAGUGUUUUUAAUUUUAAUUCAUCGAAUUCAUCGAAUUCUUCAACUUCUUCAACUCCAAUGAAUUUGAAUAAUAAUUCAAGAGAGGAUUUUAAAUUGUCGAAUGACGAUGAGGAUGAUUUUAAUUUACCGUUUAGAAAAAUUGACACAUUGGAUGAUCUUGUCGCUGAGUCGUCAAUGAUUGAGGAGAAAAAAAUUAUCGAGCACGAUGUGAUUUUGAAUAAAAGUGGAACAACACCGGAAAUGAUGAAAGUUUGGGAAAAUGAUGAUGGAUUGUUGCAUUCGAAAUUAUUAUUGGCGACAAAUGUAUUGGUUGCUUCAUUAUUGGAGGUUGUUUGGUCAUUAGUGAGUGCAAGAAUUGGUUUACGUGGAAUGAUGAAUUGUGUUGAAACGAGUUGCAGUGGAAAUAUUGUGAACAAUGAUGAUGAUGAUAAUAAGAAAAAAAAACUUUGUCGUCGAAAGAAAACACAAGCGCCAAGACCGGACAUACUUAGUCAUUAUCAGAAGAAUUUCGGUAGUUUGCAGAGUUUGAAUUCCUUUCAGAGUUCCAUGAAUUCGGGACCAAGACUUCCAUUGCCGGAAUCCAGUAGGGAAUUUCGGGAAAGGGUCGAGAGAUUCUUGGUUAAUCAGGCUGCUUCACAGAACUGUUGAAAAUUAUACCUCGAAUUUUUUUUUCUCUUUUUAUUUUUCUCUUUGUUGCGAAUAAGAUUCUCAGUGAUCUAUAUAAUUUAAUAAUUAGAGAAGAAUUUUAAUUAUAAGUUUUAUUUUCUUUUUAAUUUAAAUGUAAGUUUGAGUUUUGUUCUCUGCUCACAAAAAUGAUAGAUUUUUAUUUAGAUUAUAUAAUAUACAGUUCUGACUUUUUUUGUCUUUUUCCGUCUACUUUCAAAAAACGCGAUUUUUUUUGACUUUUUUCAAAU